AUGAAGUACACAUUGACUCUCGCCAUCGUGGCGCUUACUCUGGACACCGCCGUCGCAUCUCCACUCAACGUAGAGGCCCGACAGCAAGGUAGCGGAGCAGGCCCAUACGCACCCGGCACAUACAAGACCGACAACUCUCUCCAGGGCCACACAAUCUACUACCCGACCAAGAACACCGGUUCCGAAAAGCUUCCUGUUCUCGUCUGGGGCAACGGAGCAUGCAGCACUGAUGGCCGCUCAAACUCCGCUCUCUUGCAGAACAUUGCCAGCUAUGGCUUUUUGGCUAUCGCAGAGGGCGGUCCCAAUGGUGGAGGUUCUUCAAAUGCGCAAACCAUGAAGCAAGCCAUUGACUGGGUCACCAACAACGCUGGAAAGGGCGCGUACGCUAAUGUCGAUGCGAGCAAGAUUAUGGCGGCAGGAUUCUCGUGUGGUGGUGUUGAGGCUAUCGACAACAUCUGGGAUAGCCGCGUUGACACAAUUGGAGUGAUAAGUUCAGGUCUGCUUUCAAACACCAGCGCAGCCCGAGACUGGAGGAAGCCCAUACUUUUUGUACUGGGUGGUCAGGGCGACAUUGCAUUCCAGAAUGGCGAACGCGACUUCAAAAAUCUUGCGCAGGGUGUUCCAUCAUGGAAGGGUAACAUUCCUGUUGGCCAUGGUGGUACACUAGGUGACGCAAACGGCGGCCGAUUUGGCAAAGCCAUUCUCAACUGGAUGCUGUGGACUAUGAAGGGAAAUACGCAGGCGGCAUCUUACUUUACUAGCGGCUACCAGGCUGAUGGCUAUCAAGUUGAAACUCAUGAUUUGAACCUUCCAAUCUCUUCAAUUUCACAACUCUCCGCCAUCUAUCCCGAAAUGUCCACAACAAUAGCUAUUGUCUCAAUCGGCCAAAUGGGCCUAGGCAUCGCCCAACUUCUCAAAGCACAUGACUACCGCGUGAUCACGAACAUCAGUGCUCGCAGCGACGCAACCAAAUCCCGUGCCGAGUCUGCGGGAAUUGAGCUGUUUGACACAGACGAAGAACUAGUCCGCAGUUGCGACUAUAUCCUUAGUAUCGUGCCACCCCGCGACGCCAUUGCAACAGCAAAACGCGUGGAAGUCGCACUCGCAAACGGACGUGAUAGAGGAGGAAAACAACUUUAUUACCUGGAUUUGAACGCUAUUAGCCCCUCAACAGUCAAAACAAUGGCAAGAUCAUUUGAGCAGAAUGCGCCAGGCUUGCGCUUCGUCGACGGUGGCAUCAUUGGCGGACCACCAUCGCCAUCAGAAUCAGAAACAAAUGGGUGGAAAAGACCUAGUGUUCCCUUAUCGGGUCCGCAUCCUCUUCAUUCAGCACCAGUAUCCGGUACGCAUUUGGCAGAAGUGCUGAAUACACGGUAUCUUGGCGCAGAACUUGGUACGGCAUCAGGCCUAAAAUGCUGUUUCGCGGCGCUGUCGAAAGGUUUCACGGCGUUGGCUUUGCAAUCUUUUACUACUGCGUCGUCUCUUGGGGUGCUUAACCCGCUACUCGAGUACAUGGAUGUAUACAAUAUUGGUGCGAGGCAGAAGGCAGAAAGGGGUGUUGUGGGAUGCACGGGGAAAGCGUAUCGUUGGGUGGAGGAGAUGAAUCAGAUUGGAGCGUGUUUUGAAGAGGAAGGUGGGUGGAAGGGCGACGCGAAGGUUUUCAGGGAGAUUGCAAGUGUGUUUCAGGGGUUGGCUGAUGUUGUGGAAAGGGAGGGGAAGGACGAGAUGGGAGAUGUGGAGGGUGUUGUUGGCGUAUUAGGUGAGGGGUUGAGGAAAGAGCGAACAUAG
Molecule: messenger RNA, 1788 nt
Organism: Alternaria burnsii
Lineage: Eukaryota; Fungi; Ascomycota; Dothideomycetes; Pleosporales; Pleosporaceae
Exons: 3
Coding region: 1-1788 (595 amino acids)
Molecular function (GO): oxidoreductase activity; NADP binding
Source: RefSeq, a predicted model, not a curated record